Messenger RNA from Echinops telfairi (small Madagascar hedgehog), 3117 nucleotides. RefSeq names its product TLC domain-containing protein 4. The coding region runs from base 361 to 1146 and encodes 261 amino acids. Gene Ontology annotation, cellular component: endoplasmic reticulum; membrane. The transcript is spliced from 9 exons. Lineage: Eukaryota; Metazoa; Chordata; Mammalia; Afrosoricida; Tenrecidae. The record is from RefSeq and is a predicted model, not a curated record. Gene Ontology annotation, biological process: lipid homeostasis.
AUGGCUACAGAAGACUGAAGCUUUUCCUCAAGCACCAGGGCGGUGACAUGGGGCAGCAUUAUGUUUGUUCAUUGUAAGAGCUUCAGAUCACAGAUUUAGCAGUUUGGCUGGGAACCUGAACACUUCAUGAGCAGGGUGAUGGAGGAAGACACAGAGCAGUUAGACAACUGCAUCUAAAAGGAACAACUUACAGAUCAAAGAAAGCUUCCUGGAGGAAGAAGUUACAUGUCAGGAGAAGCCUGAAGGGCAGGUGUUUUCGGUGUGCCGUGUGGUUAUUCCGCCUUCUGUCCUGCCGUUUCCCUCCUCUUGGUGCUCCAACCCCGUCCGUAAGCCCAACUGCAUUUCUAAGGGUGAAGAAAGAUGGAUGCCAUCACUAAACUAAGCAUUCUUUUUACCAGCUUUGUGGUCUUUCAGCUUCUUUUCCACUUUCUAAGUUCUUGGUUUUCAGCAAAAGUUUCUCCAGCUUUUACGAGGCUCAGCUACGCAAAGAAGAUCGAAUGGAACUCAAGGGUGGUGUCUACAUGCCAUUCUUUAGUGGUCGGAAUCUUUGGCCUGUAUAUAUUGCUUUUUGAUGAACCUUCUCGAAAUGAUCCCUUAUGGGGUGAUUCAUCACUUGUGAAUGUGAAUAUUUCUGUUGCUUCAGGCUACCUCAUUUCUGAUUUGUUGCUUAUCAUUUUGUAUUGGAGAGUGAUCGGUGACAAAAUAUUUGUCAUUCAUCAUUGUACAGUGCUGUACGCAUACUACUUUAUCCUGACCUAUGGAAGCCUCGGGUGCAUUGGGAAUGUUCGCCUGUUGGCCGAGCUCUCCAGCCCGUUUGUGAACCAGCGGUGGUUCUUCGAAGCUCUGAAGUAUCCGAAGUUUUCCAAAGCUAACGUCAUCAAUGGAAUACUCAUGACACUAGUGUUUUUCAUCGUGAGGAUUGCUGUGAUACCUCCGUACUAUUUCUUCAUAUAUUCUGUGCAUGGAACAGACCCUUACAUCCAGCUUGGACCACUAAUACAGUAUUCCUGGAUCUCUUCCUGUGCCGUCUUAGAUGUAAUGAAUGUCUUGUGGAUGAUCAAAAUCACGAAGGGAUGCAUCAAAGUCAUCUCCUCCAUCCGACAAGAAAAGGCCAAAAAUCGUCUUCAAAAUGGAAAAACUGACUAAAACUGGGAGAUAGAGAAGCAAACUUCAUUCCAACCUGGCAUUUAUAUCUGCUGAUAGGAUGAAAUCUUGGCAUGUUCCUGUGUUUCUUUAUUAAUUAUAAGUGUUAGCCAGACUUUCAGUGUGAGUCUUUUUUUUAACUCUAGAAAGUAAAACUAAAAAUCAGUUUUUAUUCAAGACUUCCUUUCUGAUUUUUCUUCUGCAUUCUAAGGUUUAAAUGAAAAUUUACAAAUAUAGUGGUGAAUCUUUUCAGAAACCUGUUAAUCUGCAUUGGUAUUUUUCUCUAUGCUAACUCAGUAUACUGGUUUUACAUCAUUAAUCCGGUUGAAAGAAUGGAAAACCGCUUUAAAAAUUUUUAAUAGUUCUCAACAUUUUGUUGCUCUGUACUGCUUUCUUUCCAUGACUGUCAAGACCUGUAUAAAGCUUGCUUUCUCCAUUGUUGAAAUGUUGUUUUCUUAGCCUCGUAGCAGUGAAGGAGCCCGUGGGGCAUAGUGUGGCGUAAUGAGUGGGACAGUGAGCCGUGAGGAAGGACAUGGGAACCCCGCAGCCACUCCCUGGAGAAAGCUGAGACGCCUCCUCCCGUGACGAUGGACAGCCUCAGAGCUGGUCUGCUCUGUCUUAGGGGCCGCUGUGAGGCUGAAUUGUCCGGACGGCAGUCAUUUCUUUUGGUUGUUUCUCAGAAGUGAUGUAAUCUUCAUUUCAUGUAUAUAAUCUAUUAAUGAUGAAGUGUUUUACAUAUUUGGGGAGUGUUUAAUUCACGUAGUCUGAUUUGUUAGUUGUGGAAAACAUUUGUUCCCCCCCCCACCCCACCACCACCACCUCAGACAGCCAUUUCUUAUUUCUGUUUUAGGCAUUGUGUCAUGUUACUGCCUUUUAAUUUUCUAGUAAGGCUUGAGACAGAGCCUGGAAGUCUCCUUCCGAGGUGAGUGAGUUCUCAGAAUGCAUGUUGAUAAUAUCACUUUGUAGGCUAACAGGAGGGUUAUAAAAGAAAGAGCUUUGACACCGUUCUUCCUCUCUACCUCCCUGGCACUUUUUUCUAUGAAAAAUAAAUUCCAGUCAAUCUUUGUUUUUUGCAGAUUCCAUCUUUGUGAAUUUCCCUACUUGCUAAAAUUUAUUUAUAAGCCCCAAAUCAGACCCCCUGGAUCGAGCAAGCAGUUCAUACACUUAGUUGCUCUCUGAGAUGUUGGCGAUUGCAGCCUGACAGGUGCCUCUGAAGAAAGGCCGCCUGUCUGUGCCUGUCUGUGCCUGUCAAUGGCUGCGACUCCCGUGCUUUGUCUUCUUUUUGUGGUUGUGUGUCUGUGUGCUUGCUGUUGCUUUAGUUUGUACAGCUCAGUAGAAUCAUAUAUUUAGCUAUUACUGCCUUUAUUUAUUUUUCUCUAAUAUUUGACUGCGAUUAUUGUUCUUGCCUGGCGAAAAAUAAUUAAUUCAACAGUGGCGAAUACUUGAACUUAACUGGACCCAAACCAAAAGAUCUAAUCCAUUCAGUUUUUACCUUUAGAAGAAGAAUGUUUAACUCUCUCGAAUUGUUCGUAUUAUGGUCAGGAAGGGAAGUUGGCCGAAUAUAACCAAGACUUUUGAUUUGAUUUGAUUUCCCAAGACAGACAGAGCUUAGAAAAAUUAAGUUUGAGGACCCUUAAAGAAAAUAAUAGAAAUCUCAGUCAAUAACUAAAUGAUAAAAUGUGAUUGUCUUAUAGGGACACUGCUUUUUGAAAGACUUAAAAUAAUGUGAAACGUAGUCUUCUGUUUUUGAAGUUAACUAAUAUGAUAUCAAUAAUUUGCUACUAAAUUUAGUGCCUUUCAUAUCAGGCACUUUAAUGUGUAUUGGUUGGUUAAAGGGGUAGGAAAGUAAGUGAUUUUAUCUUGUUCUUGCUCUUUUGCAAGGAAAAAAAUGACUUUUUAAAAGGAAACCAUUUAUAUUAUAAGACUAUUUUGGAAAUUCAUUCCUUUAGAAAGAAAUAAAUCUUGAAAUAAAUA